Molecule: messenger RNA, 993 nt
Organism: Stereum hirsutum FP-91666 SS1
Lineage: Eukaryota; Fungi; Basidiomycota; Agaricomycetes; Russulales; Stereaceae
Exons: 9
Coding region: 4-993 (329 amino acids)
Molecular function (GO): chromatin binding
Source: RefSeq, a predicted model, not a curated record
GCUAUGCCCGCUGCACGAAAGAAAUCACGUAUAACCACAUCUACCACUACCAAGAAGGUGACAAAGAAGACCAAGCCAGGUGGUGCCACUCGAUCCAGGACCCAGACAAAGGGGCAAAGGCCGGAUGAUGAUAGCGAUGUGCCUCCAACGGAUGAAGAGUGGGCGAAGUUGAAAAAGAGCUCAAGAUUUUACAACCAAGAGCAGCAUCGGUUUCAACAGGGUGACUUCCUUGCUGUCUGGUGUGGCGCGGAACCAGACGGAGCUGCCGACCAAGAUCGACCACUUUGGCAGCUCUGGAUUGGCAAGAUGACUGAGAUGGCUCAAAGAGCCUCGCCUGACGAUACUUGGAUCAAGAUAGAGUGGUUUUACUCUGGCCAAGAUGUCAAGCAAGAGUGUAAGCCUUUUGACGCCUCGAGUUGCGGCAGGUAUGAACGGAUUCUCUCAAGCCAUUGUGACUAUGUUACAGCUCAUAGUGUUAGUGGUCUUGCUAACAUAAAGCCAUACGAUGAAAGAAGCCUGAACCCACGAACUUUCGACGAUGAGACCUUCUACUACCAUCGAACCUACGAUCAUCUCAAGCGUUGCAUCACACAUAAUAUUGAGGCUACAUGCAUAUGCAGCAUCGUCAUCACUAAACGGACCACGACACGAACUCUGAGCAAGGACAAGGGAAAACAUAAAGCACCGGACACGCCUACACGUCCGACGCUCCAUGAUCUUCCUGCCGCACUUGUCACGUUAGCGAAACAGCAAAUCGUCAAGGGGAAAAAACCGUACGGGCUCGCAGGAAACGUGAAAGAGGUGGUGAAGGCGAGGAGGCUCGUUCAUCAGUAUUUGCAAACAGAAUCGGAAGAAGAGAUGGCGACAAAGUGGGUCAUUGAGGCCAAGUUGGAGGGGGAAAAUUCCGUACGUACAAAGGGAGGGAAGUCGAGGGCCGGGCUACUGGAUCUGAGAGUGAAAUAUUCUUGUCCAAGCUGCCAGGGCGCUAUAUGA